CAGACAUGAAGGAAAACAUAAAUGUUUUCCAGAUGAAAACAUGUGGGCUUUUGCAUCAAGGUUACCUGCUCAUGGCUGCAACUCUGUGUUUACUGAUAAAGGCAUCAAUGGCUCCUGCAGCAGGGUGUGUGGCCUUGUCUUUUAUUGGAAACACUUUACUAAUGAUUAACGGUACUGGCAAAUCAUGCAACAUAAUUAGUUUAUAGUAGUCAAACUAAAUGCACGAGUUAUUAUUUAAUGAAUUAUUUUCUGUUUUAAAUUAAAAAAAAAAACCACUGUUUUUUGUGUCUCAUGGUUCAGAUAAAAUUACCCUUUUGAAGGGUAUAUUUACUCAUUGUAUAUACUGCAUCUUGUCGUCCAACCUAAACUGUUCAUGAAAGCAACUUUCUGCUGAGUAAUGCAAACAUAAAGCACAUCUGCAAUGCUAAUGGCCCACAAAGACUCCUUCGCCUCUGACAGACCCUACCCUGUUCUCGGUGAAAUCUGAUACCCAGAUGAUUUGAUUUGGCCAAUUUUCAGAAAGCCACAUCCUUGAAGCAACUCAGCUAAAGCCCCUGAUACAGUCACCUCCAGCAGUGCAGUAAAUGCACAUCUUAUUAAAAUCAGUGAACUAUAUAUAUAUAUGAACUACAAUGAACAAAUCAAUUUGUUGCGUAUGAUUUUGCACUUUAUUAUCAAUUCUUCUCUUUUCCUUUUAUUCAGGUAAAAACCAUUUUAGAAAACAAACCUGUAGUGCUAAUAUGCAGCAAUGACUACAUUAAACAAUGAGUGAUGAAAUAAACCAUUCUUAAAAGAUAGUUCUCUUAUACUCACUUCGUGACCUGAUUGAUUACAAAGUGGUUUACACUAAGAGGUGAUGUCAUAGGUGGAGGGCCCAUUUGCUGAACCUCACUCAGCCCUGUUGAAAAGCUCUGACCUAUCUCUACAGAAAAGGUGUCAGGCUUUUCCUGUCCAGGUUUAAGCUACCAAUUGACCUCACUCAGAGAAAAGAGACAGCCAUUUGGUCUUUGCUCCUACACUUUCCAUACCUGCCUCUGACAGCUUUAGACUGACUUGAACCAGCACCUUUGUAAUUGCUCUUGGGCUCACACAGGGCAUUAUGUAGGAGAUCUGCUUGCCUUGGGUGUGUGCAUGUCAAUUCUAAGGGGGUUGGAGCCAUGUGACUCUCUCUCUCCACCCUCUAGUAAAUAAGCAGAUUGAUCUCUGGCUUCCUGACUCUUAGUGGUGAGAAAAGGAGGCAGGUGAUUUGGUAUCGAGCACCAGUGAUACACAUAUGUGGAUUCAGAAAAGAAAUCUGCUGAGAGGGAGUUUUAUCUAAUUGCCUAAUUUCAGCUUCACUGUGGCACAGAGCAAGAUAAGGAGAGAGCGAGAGAAAGGCUGCUUGUGACAGCUGACACUUGCUGCGCUGUCUGAUGAGAGUGUUUAUAUUUCUCACAAAAGCUCUCAUUUGCGAUGCUUUGUACUCAGCCAUGUUUUGGCUACAGAACUAGCCCAAACUCAAUACUAUGCUUGGCUCCAAACAAGCGGGUAAUUAAAGUUUAUAGUGAAGAUAAUACCAGCAAAGCUGUAGAAGUUCCUUCUGAUGUAACUGCCCAGGAUGUAUGUCAGCUGUUUGUCUUGAAGAAUCACUGCAUUGAUGAUCACGCCUGGACACUUUUUGAACACCUCUCCCAUCUAGGAAUAGAAAGAGCUCUGGAAGACCAUGAGUACGUUAUGGAAGUACUUUCAAGCUGGGCGAUGGACACAGACAGCCGGUUGUAUUUUAGGAAGAAUUAUGCUAAAUAUGAAUUCUUUAGGAAACCACUGGACUUUUUCCCAGAUCACAUGGUUUCCAUAUCGAGUGAAACCAAUGGGAUGGUGGAUCACUGUGACCUUAUACAGACCUUUCUGAAUUCCAGCACUUGUCCUGAGAUCCAUGGAUACCUUCACGCCAAAGAGCAAAGCAGGAAGUCUUGGAAGAAGUCUUAUUUUGUUUUGCGGCGGUCAGGGCUUUAUUUCUCCAAUAAGGGGACUUCCAAGGAACCAAGACAUCUCCAGUUCUUUGCUGACUUCAGUGACAGUGAUGUCUACACUGUUUUGGCAGCCAAAAAACUACACGGGGCACCUACAGAAUUUGGCUUCUGUGUGAAGUCCACAAAAUGCAGUUCUGCCCGGGACUUGAAGCUGCUUUGUGCAGAUGACGAGCAGACCAGGACCUGCUGGAUUACAGCCAUGCGCUUGUUAAAGUUUGGGAUGCAACUUUACCAAAAUUUCAUUCAGCCACACCAGAAGCAAAAAGCCUCACCAAUGAGAAGCAUAUCAGAGAACUCUCUGGUGGCUAUGGACUUUUCUGGCCAAAAGAGUCGGGUGAUCGAGAACCCAUCCGAGGUGCUCUCAGUAGCUGUAGAGGAAGGCUUGUCGUGGAGGAGGAAAAGCUGCCACCGCUUGAGUGGUCAUGGGAGCCCUUCCACAGCCCAGAGCUCUGUGCUAAACAUAGCUAUCCACGUGGCUCAGCCGUGGUUUCAUGGCAAACUGUCUCGUGAAGAGUCUCACCGUCUAAUUGCUCAACAGGGUCUUAUUGAUGGAGUGUUUCUUCUGAGGGACAGCCAGAGCAACCCUAAGACAUUUGUACUUUCACUGUGCUAUAUGCAAAAAAUUAAACAUUUUCAAAUAUUACCAGUGGACGAUGAAGGAGAGUCGUUUUACAGUCUUGAUGAUGGUCAAACACGGUUCACUGACUUGAUCCAGUUGGUGGAUUUUUACCAGCUAAACCGUGGGGUGCUUCCAUGCAAGCUCAGACAUCACUGUGCUCGGAUAACCCUGUGAACAAGGGACCCAAAAGACAGCUGAGGUCCCACAUGCACCUUAAUUCCUGGUUCUUCUGGAGAAACACAAUGGUGUUUUUGUGCCUUGGAAAAAAAAAAGAUAAAUAGUUGUUUUCAUAAUGUGGUACAUGACUCAACCUUAUUUUUUCUUAUUCAGAAAAAGGUGAAUUUCACAAUAAAAUAAAUAACUACUGGUGCUGAAGAUCAUGUGGAUUACAUUUUGGCCCGUUAAUGUAUUGGUGUAAGUAUGUGGUGGUAGUAGUUGAGAUACAGCAGCAGGAAUUUGAGUGUUCAUUGAAAAUAAUCCAGCAGAACGUGUGCUGCAGUAUGUAUAGAGCAAAAGUGCUGUAAAUAUGUGACAUUUACGGUCUGUUAAAAGUAAAUGAUGACUGAAUCCCUACAAGGACAUGCUUGUGGAAACCUGUAGUAUGGCUCUACACUGUCAAGUCUGGGAACAACUAAGCUAUUAUUAUACUAAGCUAUUUUUUUUGCUAGGUAUUCGUAUUUUUUAAGAAAGUUACUCAUUUUGUUUGUUUGUUUCUUUUUUUAAUUUGAAGUGAUAAAAUUACCUCUGAGCAAGUUUCACUGCGCAUGCCUUACAAGGGAUUGGCAAAGAGCUGUAAUGCCCCGGUGAAGAGGUUCCAACCUCACUGACUUUGCAUUGUGCACUGCAUAAACUAUAUAGAUACAGUUAUGAUUAAGUGAACUGUUUGUAUCCAUGGAAUCAGUGAAAAAGUUCCCCUGAAGUAAGAGCAAUGAAAUAAAUGCUAAAGAUUUUUUUUCUUUACAUGUAAUCAGAAAUGACUGAUAUUUGAAUUCACUGUAAAUUUAAAUUUAGGUUUUGUAAUUUCCCGAGAUUCAGGCAGACAAUUUGCAACACCUGGGCUGAUUGUAUUUUUUGACGUUAUAGCCACAUCUGUGGAUAUACGGUGUCAGAUACUUUUUUUUUUUUUUAAAUGAUGUUAGUCCUUCUAACAUUGACAUUCAGCUUCAUACAAUCUUUUUUUUUUUGUAACAGCAACAAUGUAAGAACAAGGUAUUUUAAAUCACAGUGGCUGGACAACAGUGCAUUGAAAUGCAGUUUUGUAAAUAAACUCAUAUAAACCUG
Molecule: messenger RNA, 3912 nt
Organism: Maylandia zebra (zebra mbuna)
Lineage: Eukaryota; Metazoa; Chordata; Actinopteri; Cichliformes; Cichlidae
Gene: grb14
Product: growth factor receptor-bound protein 14
Biological process (GO): insulin receptor signaling pathway; negative regulation of insulin receptor signaling pathway
Cellular component (GO): cytoplasm; plasma membrane
Source: RefSeq, a predicted model, not a curated record